Messenger RNA from Betta splendens (Siamese fighting fish), 2471 nucleotides. Its product is annotated as GTP-binding protein REM 1-like. Gene Ontology annotation, molecular function: GTPase activity; GTP binding; calcium channel regulator activity. The record is from RefSeq and is a predicted model, not a curated record. Gene Ontology annotation, cellular component: plasma membrane. Lineage: Eukaryota; Metazoa; Chordata; Actinopteri; Anabantiformes; Osphronemidae. Gene Ontology annotation, biological process: negative regulation of high voltage-gated calcium channel activity.
AUGCGUCACUACAACCCAGCUGGUGAUGGUCACAUGCUGGGUUCUGCUUCUCUGCACUGGAUUGCGGUUCCCCUCCAAUAUCUAAUGUUUGUAGAUUAUCAGCACUGACUGUGGUCACAAAUAAUAAAAUUGAACUUUGUGAAUCAGAUCCUCGGUGCAGAUCCGUCCGACCACGAUGUUAUCUCGCACCUUGGAGGAGUGGAGCUUUGCUCUGGUGCCGCUGUGGUGAAGCGGCCGUACGUGCAGCAUAAACAGCCGAUGGACAAGCUCCUUGGUGCCGGCCCGUGUCGGUGAAGGCCACAGAACAUGAGCCCGGUGCUGUUUAUCUAACAGGUUUUCUGAUUGGUUCAAACACCCAGCAACACAGACUGAUUUCUUUUAAACUUUCCAAGAAUGUGUGACGGUUAAGGGUUCAAACUGCUUUCCUUCAAACUGCAGGACUCACCCGCACAGGCCGGGAUUAGAAGCAGAGCCUGUUCGUGCCCCCAGCGGUUGAAGAAUAGUUGCGAUGGAGACAUUUGACCUCCUCUUCAUAUCUGUGAUUGUUCUGCUGCUGGUUCUUAUAGUUCUGCUCAUAGUCUGCUGCGUCCUCAGAUGUAGCAGACGCAGAAACCUCACAGAACUGCGGAUCUCAGAAGGACAAAACGCUCACGUUCUCACCAUCAAGACUGAGCCGGACCACGCUCAGCAGCUGCUGGACCAGCUCCUGAAACGAGUCUUUUUCCGGGUAGAAUUUGAUGCCGAAAAUUCAGCAGGACUUGAAGCAGAACACAAGGAGGAAAUAGAACUAGAACGUGGCUCCUUCUCUGGAUCAGAACUAGAGGUUUCAACACCUGAAACCUCUCACCACAGAAAAGUCAUUUCUUCACCUCUGAAUCAAACUGAUGACUUCACCUCUCAGCACUCGUCCUCAUCCCAGCCCCUCCACCAGGCAGAGGAACAAAGUGAUGAGUCACAAUGUUAGAGAGAAAUAAAUGUCAUUUCUAAAAGGCGGGUUACUGUGGCACCGGGGUAGUGUUACACUGACAGAGACUCAGAGAAAGGGUUCACUUCAGUGCUGCUGUUUACUGAGGCUGGACACAAACAGGGGCUUCAUGGGGAGCACGGCCCCUUGUCUCCUGAUGUUGUCACCGUAGCAACAUGACCCUCAACACCCAGAGAGAGAAGGAGCCCCUGCAGCGGCGCGGCAGCACACCGACGCCUCCCGCCCAUUUCUGCCACCACCCGUCCUUGACUCGGGCCGCUCGGCCUGCCAGAACCCCGGACGACCCGGAGCGGCCGCGGCCCCAGCGCAGCCACCUGCUCCUGGGACAGUCGGCGUCCUACGACCCGGAGACAAGUCCCUCCGCUACCGGGCCCCACUGGAGCUCGGACUCGGACGACGACUCGCAGAGCGACUCGGAGUGCGUUUACAGAGUGGUCCUGCUGGGAGACCACGGCGUGGGAAAGAGCAGCCUGGCAGGAAUCUUUGCCGGGAUCACAGAUAAAGAUGAGCAAGCUGGAGACGACACAUAUGAGCGGACGCUGACAGUGGAUGGAGAGGAAACCACACUCAUCCUUAUGGACACCUGGGAGAACACCACAGUGCAUGAUGAUAAUGAUGAUGAUGAUGAUGAGGAUGGCUCCUCUCAAGACGACUGUCUGAAGGUGGGGAGCGCUUACGUCAUCGUCUACUCCGUCACCGACCGCUCCACCUUUGACUCCGCCGCCGAGCUGCGCAUCACACUGAGACGCGCACGUCAGGCCGAAAACCUUCCCAUCAUCCUCGUCGGCAACAAAAGCGACCUGGUCCGGUCCCGAGAAGUUGCUGUGGAAGAGGGCCGAGCGUGCGCCGUGGUGUUCGACUGUAAGUUCAUAGAGACGUCGGCGUCUCUGCAGCACAACGUGGCCGAGCUGUUCGAGGGAGUGGUCCGGCAGAUCCGGCUCCGCCGGGACGGCAGCGAGGCCGUGCAGCGCCAGCACUCCGUGUACAAGCGCAAAGAGAGCCUCACGCAGAAGGCGCGGCGCUUCCUGGACCGCCUGGUGGCGCGCAACAACCAGCGCAUGGCGGUGAAAGUGCGCUCGAAGAGCUGCCACGACCUGGCCGUCCUCUGAGCACGCGCGUCCAGCAGGUGUGUCAGGUGCACGCGGCCCUCGCACCCGCGGCACGUCCCGCUGGUUGCGACGCCGUGGACGCAGGUUCCUGCAAUUAGCGCGUGCGCGGCGUGUCACGCGGACGCAGCCGGCGGCGGAGACCGUCAGGGGGCAGAGGCCGCCGAUCGGUGAGAAAAAGCCCCGUCCCUGAUUCACCGCGUGGUGUCAGCUGACUAAUGACUGUAAGGGGUCGUUUCCAGUGAGAUGAGUGUUAAAUGUGUGCGUGUGUGCGCGUGAGACGUCCUGUCAUUUCCACCUUGUCCACGGAGCUGUUCUCCUGAGCUUUCUAUUGUUUUCAUUUCAGCAUUGUAAAGAAUAAAGGGUUUUUUGCCUUAAAA